Messenger RNA from Magallana angulata, 1239 nucleotides. RefSeq lists its product as uncharacterized. The record is from RefSeq and is a predicted model, not a curated record. Bases 160 to 876 code for a protein of 238 amino acids. The transcript is spliced from 6 exons. NCBI's taxonomy places the organism in Eukaryota, Metazoa, Mollusca, Bivalvia, Ostreida, Ostreidae.
AGGGAGACUCCUUGCUUCAGUGCUCGCGAUCGCUGUACGAUAUAGGUGCUGGGCGUUUCAUUCAGGAUGUUGUAUUAGACUUCUCUAUAACCGCCAAUGAACUAUUGAGAUCACAGGGUGGGUAGGACGGCUACACCGCAGUGAAAUCCAGCUGGAGACAUGGCGGAGAGUUCUAUACUUACCUGUGUAGUGGUAAUCCUGUCAAUUUUACCUGGGUCGCUUGGGGACAACUACAAUGUCGGGGGGCUUGUGGCGGCCUCCAUCGUUUCCUUCUUUGCUUUCGUGGCCAUGAUUGUGAUGCUGGUCCUGGUUGUCACAUGGAAUCACUGGUUCCCUCGAUACCAAAACUGGCGAGGGAGAACCAAGAGACCCAGGCCUAUCAAACCCAAGUUAGAUUUCCCUCCACAACAAAAUGGAGUCCAGCAUAUUCCCUUAUCCAAUCAAAAUUCAUCCCGUCCCGGAUCCCGGCCGUCUACACAAAGAGGGGUGAUUGUCUCAAAAUCACAGAAUGGGGCUCCUGCUGUUUACAGUGCUGUAAAACCUUCAGAUAGCUGGACCCAAGCAAACUCACCAACAGGAUAUGAAGAAAAGACUGGUCAGAUAAACUUCGGUGAAGAAGAGGAUGAGGUAAUUGUUACAGAAAUUUUAAGGACAUCCCAAAUUGCAAACGGGGGCGGCAUCAAUACCGGCCCAUCUCAGAGCAAUGGUAUUGGACAGACGGUGACGGCAGACGAAAUCGAGCUGACGUUAGAACGGCAGCCAAUGGAGGAAGACAAGACCACAGGCGGAAUCAUGGAUUUUCCGGAGGAUGAAGCGGUCGUGCACCUUAGCGCCAGUAAGCGUGACCAAAACGACGGUGAAAUGAUUCUUUACUGAUCUCAACAAAUUAGUAGAACAGAACAGGAUAACAUCAUAAUCAAAAUGACAGAACUAGCAUUUUAAUUCCACAGUUCGUACCGAAGUAUAUAUAUUAUGCGAUGUUUGCAUUGUUGUUUAACAAUUAUGACUUUUCACUAUAUUGUCGUAUUAUAUGUAGUUUGUAAUGUUUGUGUGUGUUCAUAUUUACAUGUAUCCCUUGUUUGAACAGUAUAUAUGUUAUAUUGUUACUACACAAAAUAUCGUGUUGCUUCUGCAAUAUAUGAAAGACAAUGUUUUAACCAGAUUGAAUUUUAAAGUAUUUUUGUACUCAAUAUUUUUUUUUAUUAAUUUUAUAAUAAAAUUUCCAAUUGUAAAAGUUUU